GGUUCGAGGCAGCAGGUCCCCUCUAACUGUGUGAUCAAGAGGGAGCAGGAGAAAUGCCUGGAGAUGAUGGCCUCCGAUGAGUCUGAGGCUGAAUUCGACUGUCCGUGGUUUUGGGACAACCUGACGUGCUGGCAGCCUGCCAAGCUGGGUGAAGUGAUCGAGGUCAACUGCCCUGAACUCUUCUCUCAGUUCAUCAGUGAGGAAGACUACGAGGUGGGGAAGGUGAGUAAAAACUGCACCGAGUUCGGCUGGUCGGAGACCUUUCCUCACUACGUGGACGCCUGCCUGUACGAGGAGGGAAACAGCGUGUUUUCGUCUCAGGAGAUGUAUUACGUGUCGGUGAAGGCGCUGUACACGGUGGGCUACAGCACCUCCCUGGUGUCCCUCACCACAGCCAUGGUCAUCCUGUGCAGGUUCAGGAAGCUCCACUGCACCCGGAACUUCAUCCACAUGAACCUCUUUGUGUCGUUCAUCUUGAGGGCCAUCUCUGUCUUCAUCAAAGACGGUGUGCUGUACGCCGAAGAGGACAGCGACCACUGCUUCAUACACACGCUGGAGUGUCGAGCGGUGAUGAUAUUCUUCCACUACUGCGUCCUCUCCAACUACUUCUGGCUCUUCAUCGAGGGCCUGUACCUCUUCACUCUGCUGGUGGAGACCUUCUUCCCCGAGAAGAGAUACUUCUACUGGUACAUCAUCAUCGGCUGGGGAACGCCGACGGUGUGUGUGACCAUCUGGGCGGUGCUGAGGCUGCAGUUCGAUGAUCUUGGGUGUUGGGACAUGAACGACAACGCUGCCAUCUGGUGGGUCAUAAAGGGACCGGUUCUGGCCUCCAUCAUGAUCAACUUUGUGCUCUUCAUCGGAAUCAUCGUCAUCCUGGUCCAGAAGCUCCAGUCCCCAGAUAUCGGUGGUAACGAAUCAAGCAUUUACCUGAGGUUGGCCCGCUCCACGCUGCUGCUGAUCCCGCUCUUUGGGAUCCACUACACCGUGUUCGCCUUUUCUCCAGAGAACGUCAGCAAGAGGGAGCGUCUGGUGUUCGAGCUCGGCCUCGGAUCCUUCCAGGGCUUCGUGGUGGCCGUCCUCUACUGCUUCCUGAACGGAGAGGUGCAAUCGGAGAUCAAGAGGAAAUGGCGCAGCUGGACGGUGAACAGGUACUUUGCUGUGGACCUGAAGAACCGGCAUCCUUCGCUGGCGAGCAGUGGGGUGAACGGGGGGACGCAGCUGUCCAUCCUCAGCAAGAGCAGCUCCCAGAUCCGAAUGUCCAGCCUGCAGGCCGAGAGCCCGGCCACCUGAGCGACCCCGCCCCGCCCAUCCCGAUGACCUGCCUCAACAACUCGUUCCUCGACCCGUGCCCCGAUGAAACCGU
This is a messenger RNA of Nematolebias whitei (Rio pearlfish), 1363 nucleotides long. It is a transcript of the gene adcyap1r1b, whose product is annotated as adenylate cyclase activating polypeptide 1b (pituitary) receptor type I. Lineage: Eukaryota; Metazoa; Chordata; Actinopteri; Cyprinodontiformes; Rivulidae. Gene Ontology annotation, biological process: adenylate cyclase-modulating G protein-coupled receptor signaling pathway; cell surface receptor signaling pathway. Gene Ontology annotation, cellular component: plasma membrane; neuron projection. The record is from RefSeq and is a predicted model, not a curated record. Gene Ontology annotation, molecular function: G protein-coupled peptide receptor activity; peptide hormone binding; vasoactive intestinal polypeptide receptor activity.